This is a messenger RNA of Dipodomys spectabilis (banner-tailed kangaroo rat), 1045 nucleotides long. RefSeq names its product inner mitochondrial membrane peptidase subunit 1 (gene Immp1l). The record is from RefSeq and is a predicted model, not a curated record. Bases 446 to 946 code for a protein of 166 amino acids. The transcript has 8 exons. Gene Ontology annotation, molecular function: serine-type endopeptidase activity. Gene Ontology annotation, cellular component: membrane; mitochondrial inner membrane peptidase complex. Lineage: Eukaryota; Metazoa; Chordata; Mammalia; Rodentia; Heteromyidae.
CUGAAAAGUGCGUCUGCGUAAACCCGGAGAACUGCUGAGGGGCUCAGAUAUCCUAAAACUAUGGAUCAUCUGCAUUUGCUCUGAGACAUGCUUUAGAUUGUUUUUCUGGAAACCCUGUGACUACUCUAAAAGUUGAAUGUAUUUUAGAACAUACCUAUGGUGAAGCGACUUCCAGUCAUUUGGAAAGGAUGGGAUGAAAAAGAACCUCGGUGAUAAUUUUGAUGUCUGCAAGAUUUAGUACCAGUGUAAUGGGAUUAUCGGUAACACCUUCACUGCAGAAAAAGCCACCUGGCGCUGUAACUGGCAGCAACUGAGAACUAAUCCUUUCCCAUCUCUUGGAUGUCAUUCAUGAAGCUCAAAGCGAUUUCUGCCCUGCUAACUGUGAUUAAUUUUAUAAACAACAACAAAAAAAUCAGGCCAAUGGUAGCAGACUCAACAUAGAACUAUGCUUCGUGGUGUUCUGGGAAAAACCUUUCGACUUGUUGGCUAUACUAUUCAGUAUGGCUGUAUAGCCCAUUGUGCUUUUGAAUACGUUGGUGGUGUUGUAAUGUGUUCUGGACCAUCAAUGGAGCCUACAAUUCAUAAUUCAGAUAUUGUCUUUGCAGAAAAUCUUAGUCGACAUUUUUAUGGUAUCCAAAGAGGUGACAUUGUGAUUGCAAAAAGUCCAAGUGAUCCAAAGUCAAAUAUUUGUAAACGAGUAAUUGGUCUGGAAGGAGACAAAAUCAUCACCACUAGUCCAUCAGAUUUCUUUAAAAACCGUAGUUAUGUGCCAAUGGGUCAUGUUUGGCUAGAAGGAGACAAUCUACAGAAUUCUACAGAUUCCAGGUACUAUGGACCCAUUCCAUAUGGACUAAUACGAGGACGAAUUUUCUUUAAGAUCUGGCCCCUGAGUGAUUUUGGAUUUCUACGUGAAAGCCCAAAUACUGAAAGAUUUGCUGAUGAUUAGCAAACACUUAUUCUUUUUGACUUGAUUAUUGUCUCCUGUUCAAGUGAAUUUAUACUGCAGCUGAAACCAUGUACUUGCCAAUAAACUAUCUGCAAUUCA